AAUCAUAAAAGGAAGCAUCACAUCAACUGGCUAGCCGAGGACACUAUCGAUAACGGUGCGAAGCGAUUGUUGGACCUAGGCACACAGGCUGGUAAGAGAGGCCAGACAGCUCGGAAGUACGGCUGUUAUGCUAUAUAUGUGGGCAACGACAGCGGUGGCGGCUUUGGUUCCUGGGCUUAUUACGACUCUAGAGCUGAACUUGAGGAUGCUCCUGCUGAUGCUAUGUUCUACGAGUCGGACGCCGGUGCUUUAUCGGAUGAUGGACGGGUGGUCAUGUGUCAUUAUCCAACGCAGACCACGAGUGAUCUCUAUCUGGACGAGCUCUUGUCUGAGGUAGAAGAACGAGGAGUUGGUCUUAAGAUCGAUAUCAAGCUGGAGGAGUUGGUCGGACCUGUUGGGGACCUCUUGUCAAGGGACGAAGUGGACGUACCAGUGUGGUGGAAUGCUGAUGUAUUCGGUGAUAGAAAGCUGCCACUUAGAGCACUGGCUGAGGUUGCUGAUGAGAAUACUGUGUUGAGUCUGGGGUACAUCGGAGUGCGCUUUGGAGAGAUCGAGAGGAAAGACAUAAUCACACAAUUGACAGAAUCGGGCCUUGUUUCUGCCUCUUCUGGGGAGGUUACUUGUCGACAUAUCACAUUCGCAUUCUCAGCGCGCUUGGCUCUAACGUGCAUCCCUGAGCUUGUGAAGUUACUUGACGCUUUACCGACUACUUCUUUGACUCUGUGGACGGGGGCGAAUGACAUGACGGGCUUGAGCAAAGCUGAGGAAAUGCAGUUGCGACAGGGCUUGCCUAUGGAACGAGUUUUUCUUGAUAUCAAGCGCCAGACUUGGCUAGG
Molecule: messenger RNA, 836 nt
Organism: Perkinsus marinus ATCC 50983
Lineage: Eukaryota; Perkinsozoa; Perkinsida; Perkinsidae
Exons: 4
Source: RefSeq, a predicted model, not a curated record